This is a messenger RNA of Penicillium odoratum, 1089 nucleotides long. RefSeq names its product 3'-5' exonuclease. Gene Ontology annotation, biological process: ribosomal large subunit assembly; rRNA processing. The transcript is spliced from 2 exons. Lineage: Eukaryota; Fungi; Ascomycota; Eurotiomycetes; Eurotiales; Aspergillaceae. Bases 1 to 1089 code for a protein of 362 amino acids. Gene Ontology annotation, molecular function: nucleic acid binding; exonuclease activity. Gene Ontology annotation, cellular component: nucleus. The record is from RefSeq and is a predicted model, not a curated record.
AUGGCUCCCGAUCAGGAUGACGAUGAAAGGCUCGGAGAACGAAUUGCUUACGCUGCAGCCAUGAAGGAUGGAAUCAUCGGGAGGCUUGAGAGACUCAGAGUCCAGCCAACUGAGCCUGAUGAAGUGGCCAGGAAAUGGUCAACAGUUGUAGGCUCGGCCAAAAUGGCUACUGCCGAGGAGCCCCAGCCCUCAACUUCAUCAUACUUCCCAUUGCCAGAGACUGAAACCAACGCGAAUGUGCUUUCUGCAGAGCUCCAGUCACUGUUCCAAAAAUUGAUGAGCAAGCGCCACCCCGCUAGCGAUCUUCUAGCACGCCACUUUACCAUUUUAGAAAAUGGUAUUCCGAAAAGAGACAAGGGGUCCAAGAGUUCUGUGCCGAUCACUGAGUUUGAGGUCCUGCCCAGUCCUUCCCAAGUGCCGUCACAGAGAAAGAGAAAAGCAAUUGUCAUGGACUGUGAAAUGGUCCAGGCUCAUACGGGCAAAGGCAUGCUCGCAUUUCUGACAGCACUGGAUUUCCUCACAGGCGAAGUCCUUAUCAACCACUAUGUCCAGCCGAGAGAAAAUGUGGCGAACUGGAACACCGAGUACAGUGGCUUGACCCGUCAAGACAUGGAGGAGGCUAUGCAUUCAGGCAAUUGCCUUCAGUGGGAGGAUGUCAGAAGCCGACUGGGCUCUUAUGCCGACACAAACACCAUCUUGGUCGGGCAUGCUCUAGAGAACGACCUGAAUGCUUUGUGCAUUGCUCAUCUGAACAUUGUUGACUCAGUGAUUCUGACCUCUGACGCGGUAUUCCCUGAUCGAGAGGCAGAUAAACCAUUACCGAGGCGCAACUACGGGCUGAAGAUCCUGGCCAAGGAUCUCCUCGGGCAUCCAAUCCGGGUUGGCGGGGUGGGCCACAGCGCCAUGGAAGACAGCAUCACAACCCGUGAUAUCGUUCUUCUAUGCCUGAAGGAGCCAGAGAGGCUCCUGAACUGGGCGGUCAAGGCACGGGAGGUGGAUGACAAGGAGCAGAGGGAGCGAGCGAAGGUGCAGCGUGAGGAGAAGAAGGCCAAGCUGCGUGAGGAAGAGCAGAAGAAGCAGGCCAAGUGA